GGGUGUUGUGAGUGGAUUUAUACUCGUUCGGACUGUUGUGGGUGGCUGGUCUCGUCUUUAGCGUUAAAAAUGUCGCACAGAAACCCGAAAUUUCUGCAAAAUGACCGCCACGAAUACGACAGCACCCAAAGCAGUGUAGUUUUGGACCAGCUGAGAGUGGUGGAGGAGCGGAGAGAGGACACAAUGGACUAUGAGAAGUGCAGUGUUUUGCACUGCGCCAAAUGCAGCGCGGUCCUGGCUGACUCGCUGGGAGUUUGUGGGGAGGCUAAGAAUAUCAAAUCCAUCAUUUGCCUCAAAGUCACUAAGGAUGUGAGAGUGAGAGGGAAGUUUGAGGCGUGCGUAUAUGGUCUUCUGGCCUUUUGCACGUACAAAAUCCUCGAAUGCAGUGUUUGUCGUCGCUGCAUAGGUGUUGUUCUACAUGCCACCCCACCACAUUUAUCCUCUUUGCGGAACCUCUUCCUCUUGCGGAAAGAUGUGCUCAACUGCUACAUGUUGAAGAAUUCCACAGUAGUGAAAGCUUCCAAAGUCAGUUUUGAAACCAGACCUUUGAGAAGAAAUAUCAUUGAGCUGAAACAGGACUUGGAAGCUCAGCUGAAGCAAGUGGACAUCUUGAAGGAAAUGCUGGAAGGAGUGAACGUUCCCAGAGUGAACAGGAGCAUCCGGCCCAGUGCCAACAGUCUUCCUCUCUCCACUACAGUGCUGAGUAAUGCUGCGGAGUAGUUGAUGUUGGUAGAAGUGUAAAUGGAAGUUGUUUGUCACUGUGCUUACUAGCGUCACGGAGUAGUUGAUGCUGGUGAUAAAGUGUAGCGCUGUUCUUUUAGUUGUUCGUCCAUCUCAGAGUUUGAAAACUGGUUGUGAGAAUUUUUUCUAUUUCAAGUAAUUAAGUUCUGUGAAAGUCUGCAAUAUAUAUUGUUACCGUUACAGUGUACAGUUAUAUGUCUAACAGAGAGCUUGAUAGAUGUAAAGAUGUUCCGCUAUCAAGGAAGAGUUUGUAUGUCUAUGUAAAAACAAAUAAAGUUCAUAUAUUUUCAGUUUGGCCCUUUUUGUGAAGCAAUAGCUUCAUAGCAGCUCAUAUAAGAAGCAUUUUACAUGAUAAAGGGGAAUUCCACCAAGUUUUGAAAUUUCUGCAUGAUUAAAUGUUUAAGAUAACAGUAAACAAAGUCAU
Messenger RNA from Colossoma macropomum (tambaqui), 1165 nucleotides. RefSeq names its product opa interacting protein 5 (gene oip5). NCBI's taxonomy places the organism in Eukaryota, Metazoa, Chordata, Actinopteri, Characiformes, Serrasalmidae. Gene Ontology annotation, biological process: chromosome segregation; CENP-A containing chromatin assembly. The record is from RefSeq and is a predicted model, not a curated record. The transcript is spliced from 5 exons. Bases 70 to 720 code for a protein of 216 amino acids. Gene Ontology annotation, cellular component: nucleus; chromosome, centromeric region; chromatin.